AUGACGACGUCGGCCGGCACGGCGCCAGUGCCCCAGCGCGCGAGGAUCGGAGUCCGUAUUCGUCCGUGGAUGCAAGAUGAGGAGGGCGCAAAGUACGAUAAGAACGCGUGGACGUGGCACAACCGCACGAUCUCGCAGCAAAUCUUUCCAGCCGAUUGCACAUCGCCGUCUGCGGAAGCCUCCGCGUUCGAGAGGCGCGUGAAGGAGCCCCCGACUGCGUACACAUUCGACCGUCUUUUUCCGCCGGAAACGUCCACGGCCGUCGUAUAUGCCUCCCUUGCCAGAGGCGUCGUGAUGGAUGCGAUGCGAGGAGCACACAACGGACUCGUCGUCGUAUAUGGCCAGGCAAAUUCAGGCAAGACGUACUCGGUCCAAGGCAAGGGCGGCAUGAUUGGGCUCGCCCUUCGAGACAUCUUUGAGCACGUGCACGAGCAGCGGCACACGGCAGAAUAUGCCAUUCAGGUGGCGUAUGUCGACAUUGGGACCGAUGAACGCAUGCACGACCUGCUGGCCCCGUCACCGUCCAAGACGGCGAGGGUUGUCCACGGCCCGAGAGGCAACUUCCAACUGGCGGGCCACACGGAAGAGCUGGUGACGUCCCUUGGCCAUGCACUCGCCGUCCUGGAUGCAGGAAUUGCCAAACAAGGCCGGCAUGGGACAGCUCACACCGUGCUGCGCGUGACGAUCGCAUCGCAAGCACGCACGAAAGCCGCGUCGCCCGCCGCUCCGCGCCGCUCCCCUGGCAAUUUAAAUCCCGUGCACGUCGCUGUGCUCGACUUUGUCGACUUGGCUGCGUCGGAAAGUGUGACUCGGGCGGUGGUCCCAGCGCCAGGUGACGGACGCAGCCCUGGCUUGAACAAGAGUUUACUGGCAUUUGGCCACAUCAUGUGGAAACGGAGCCACGAAACAAUGACCCACCAUCCCAUGAUCGAACGCGCGGACCUUCCAUACGGCGACUCGCAGCUCACGCGGCUACUGGAACCGUCCCUCGGUCCGCACGCCUCUCUCGCCAUGCUUUGCACAAUAUCGCCGUCCCUUCCGUGCUUGACCGAAACCCACAACACACUCAAGUUUGCCAGUCGGGCCAAGCGCAUUCACUACACGCUGCGCCCGAGUGAUUCGAUGGAGCGGCAGGGCACCAUUGAUGGCAACGUCCGUGCCACGGCGCACCGUCUCCAUCGCGUGCUCUUGCCUUCAGACGAGGUCCAAGUGACGAGCAAUGUGCCGCCUUCACGAUCGAAGCGCGUCGAUGGGACGGUCGAUGCUGCUGGAGAUGGGCUCAUCGUCUGUCGUCGGUCGACCACGAUUUGCUGCGGAUCGUCCAGGCCAUCCCUCGCGCCGAGCGAUGACGACGGCGAUUCGUCGGCAUGGGACGAUCCUGAUGCAGUGCCACCUUCAGACAACGGCACGGCCCAGGAAGACAAUGCUGCCGUGCAUGCCGCGACCCUGGACCUCCUCCGGCGCAAAAUCUCGAGAUUGAGCCUCGACCCGGACGACGCGUCGAUGUUGCUCCAUGGGUUGUUGGUGCUCGAGCGCGCUUACCGCCACGCGGCGUUGCCGCCAUAG
Messenger RNA from Aphanomyces invadans, 1566 nucleotides. RefSeq lists its product as hypothetical. Lineage: Eukaryota; Oomycota; Saprolegniomycetes; Saprolegniales; Verrucalvaceae. Gene Ontology annotation, molecular function: ATP binding; microtubule motor activity; microtubule binding. The transcript is spliced from 10 exons. The coding region runs from base 1 to 1566 and encodes 521 amino acids. Gene Ontology annotation, biological process: microtubule-based movement. The record is from RefSeq and is a predicted model, not a curated record.